Cyprinodon variegatus (sheepshead minnow) is the source of this 3366-nucleotide messenger RNA. It is a transcript of the gene bbx, whose product is annotated as bobby sox homolog (Drosophila). NCBI's taxonomy places the organism in Eukaryota, Metazoa, Chordata, Actinopteri, Cyprinodontiformes, Cyprinodontidae. The transcript is spliced from 15 exons. The coding region runs from base 81 to 2639 and encodes 852 amino acids. Gene Ontology annotation, cellular component: nucleus. The record is from RefSeq and is a predicted model, not a curated record. Gene Ontology annotation, molecular function: RNA polymerase II transcription regulatory region sequence-specific DNA binding; DNA-binding transcription factor activity, RNA polymerase II-specific. Gene Ontology annotation, biological process: regulation of transcription by RNA polymerase II.
UUGAUCAAUUUCAAACCUUAAGCUUUAACGGGGUUGUAGUUGUUGCUUUAUGGCGUGAAUCGACAGGUCAUCAUCUUUGUAUGACGGGUUGUUCCAGCUUUGUCUUCAUCAUUCAUUCAGCAUUUUCAUCAUUUUUUCUUCAGUACGAUAGUACCAUGAAGAGUGGAGGAAAGGCUAAGAUGCCGCCUGCAGAGGAGGUCACUAGCAAAAGACCAAAACGCAAAUGCCUGCAGUGGCACCCCCUUCUUUCAAAGAAGGCCUCUGAAUUCUCUGAGGGAGAAGAGGAGGAAGAUGAAGAGGAGCUUGGGAAGCAGUGCAGUGAGGACCAGAACCCCCCAGUGCAGAGCGUUAGGUCCACAGAGGAAGCUGAGGAGGACUCCAGCGAACAGCGGGCACGUCGACCUAUGAAUGCCUUCCUCCUCUUCUGCAAACGCCAUCGCUCCCUGGUGAGACAGGAGCAUCCUCGUCUAGACAACCGGGGGGCCACCAAAAUCCUGGCCGACUGGUGGGCCGUGCUGGAGCCCAAGGAGAAGCAGAAGUACACCGAUAUGGCCAAGGAGUACAAGGACGCCUUUAUGAAGGCCAACCCCGGCUACAAGUGGUGUCCCACCACCAGCAAACCACUCAAGAGCUCCUCUUGUCAGCCGCUCGGCUUUCCUCGGAAAAAAGUUUGGUCUUUCUCUUGCAACUCAUCCAAGGAGUCCACAGUUAAGAAAGAGCCCAAAAGCGACAGUUUGCACCAGCUGAACUUUGCUAUGGCAGAUCCAACAAAGAUGGGCGGCCUGAGCAUGCUGCUGUUAGCUGGAGAACACGCCCUCAUCAACAGGGAGAUCCCUCCCUGCACUAAAGCUGCAUUACCUGACAGAGCCAGUAGAGGAAAGCCCCUUUCAGAGGAAACUGAUGAGACAUUUGCCCAGACGAUUCCCAACAGGCUGCCUGACGUGGCUGAAGAUGACGGCAGGAUGAAGACUGGCCUUUCAUUGGUGGAGGAGCGUUCCUUGUCCGCCACCGUUGAAGGAAAACCAUGCAGACAGUCGGCGCUCUUCCAGCUCGCUGAGAUGUGUUUAGCAUCAGAAGCAGGAAACAUAGACGCCAUAGUAUCCCAGCCAGACGACAACUGCUCCACAGCAACUCUCAAACAAACCUUUCUGAAGUCAGAAGUUAAAGAGGAAGGCGGAGAACCUGACCCCUGUACGCCCACUCACACAUCAGCUCCUCCCUCUGUUACAUCUACCUCCACCGAUGCCACACCCCCUCCUCAGCAUGAAAGCCAAAGCGGAUGUGUUAAGAAGAAAAACAAGAAGAUUGAUGGGGUCAAGUUGAACGACAUCAAGUGUCCAGAGAACACAGUCGCCAAGAACUGUCAGCAGGCUGAAUCAAAUGUGGAUCGCACGAUUGAAGCUGUGGCCAGAGGAGUCUGGAUCGACAAAGAGGACAAAACCAAGAGGAAGACCUGUCCCAGUCUGUCAGUUAGAAACCCUGGUCUGCCUCAGAAGAAAACAAAGACCAAAGUGAAGACACCAGUCAAAGCAAAAGAAGAGGAGUUGGAAAAUGGCAGUGAGCAGCAUGAGUCCUCUGAUAUGGAGACAAACACAGCGGCGCCAUGCAUAGUACCCCCGACUGAAGCAGAAGGUGUUGAUACUGACAUCACAGGCCCCCAGAUCUGCAUGCAAGACUUCCCCCAGUCUCCUUCUGGCCAAUCACCCACUAAGCCCAAAGAAGAGGACCAGGAGAAGCACAAGGAGAAGGCAGGUGACAUGACCUGGGAGCUAAACAAACACAGCCACGGCUCCAGGAAAUCAGAGCGCAGCUGCAAGGGUGCCUUGUAUAAAACGCUUGUGUCUGAGGGAAUGCUGACGUCACUGAGAGCCAACAUAGACAGAGGUAAAAGAGGAGCUUUCCGCGCUUUUGAUCACGAUACUAACUGGACUCAAGAAAGCUGGACAGUUUCACACACAGGACCAAGUAAUACCAAGAAGCUAAAGAAAUCCAAAUCCAAAGACGAGUCUUCACAGAGCCUCGGGAAACUGGAGGAGGAGUUUGAAAAGAAGUUUAACAGCCUGCCGCAGUUCAGCCCCCUGACCUUUGAUAAGAAAGGGACGGCUGUGGCCAAGAAAAAGAAGACUGACUGCUCCUCUAACCUGGAGGACUCCUCUAAAGGCCCAAAAGUAGAUCAGAGUGAUUCCUUCCCUCUGGAUUCCGUUUCUGAAGCCAAAUCCUCUACUCUCAUCAACACCAUGUUUCCAGAUGUCUACAGCGCCACCAGCAGCAUGGAGAUGCUGGUCGGCAGCCAGAAGAGGAAGGCUAGGAAGACCAAGAUCACGCACUUGGUGCGCACGGCUGAUGGCAGUGUUUCUCCUGCUGAGAAAAACAAAGCCAGGGAUCUAAACCAGGAAGAGGAUAAAAAGCCAUCGAACCAACAGAAUUUAUGCAAUGAAAACAGGUGCUACAGCGCUCCACAGGCGGACGAGGUGAGGAGGAGCACCUUACCACAAGAGCUACCUGCUCUCUUCAGCUUGGCUGCCCUGGCCGAGGUAGCAGCCAUGGAAAAUGUUCACAAAGGCCAGAGGAGCUUGGCUCAGAGCCAGAAGAAGGAACUUGCACAAACUCCGCUUCUCAUCUCGUGCGCCGACCAGUGAAGAGUCGCCCGUGCUCCAGAUGUAUAAGCCACGGACAGCAGCAGCGGAGCUUUGGUUUGGGAGGGCUUGGACAAACUCCUGACUCUGAUUUUGCUUGAAUCACAUGUAAGGGGAAAGACCCCCCCGCUCCCCCCCACCCCCCGCCCUGUAGGCGUCUCAGCGUUUACCACUGAGGCACAACGCCUUAGGUUUUCCUCUUUGAUGGAUGAUGUACUGGACGGUUGUUUCAUUCCUUACAGAAGUGAUGGUGAGUACAGUCCAGGUGUGAGGUGGACUUCAGGUAGACCGUUUAGUCAAAUGCACCAGUUGCUUUGAGAAGAGCGGUCCUUAGAACAUUGGAGCUGCUUGUUUGUGAAGCAGAAGGGCCAAACGCUCCUGUGUUAUGCAAACUAAAACCAUCCCUUCGUUGGUAGUUCUUGGUUAUAAAGGGGGCCAUAUAAACACUUUCCUUCUACAUGCCUCUUCACUUGAAGAGAAUUGAGCAUUUACGGUGAAAUCCUUAGUUUUCAGUUUCUGAGCUGCAGCUGUCUGACGAGGAUCCUCAGUCUGUGCCGUAAGGAGGCUCUGUUAACAGUGCUGCCAAUUCUGCAAUUCUGUCGCUUAAUUUAAAGCUUUUUCAGACCCACCUAGCGCCUUUAUUAAAAAAAAACAUGUUCAUUUAAACUUUGGGGACGUAAAAGCACCAAACUCUGUCCUCCUGAGUUAUCUAUACCUAAAACUAAUACGU